Molecule: messenger RNA, 1416 nt
Organism: Aureobasidium musti
Lineage: Eukaryota; Fungi; Ascomycota; Dothideomycetes; Dothideales; Saccotheciaceae
Source: the annotation of a GenBank genome assembly
AUGACGACGCCUUCGUCGCAAGCAUUAGCCAAGCGCAAUGCCGAUACUCAACUCAUGCCACCUCCGCCGCCGACAAAGCGCAUCAAACGCCCUUCGCAAGUCGUUGACGAAGAUGUCUACACCGAUGCCCUUUCGCACAUUAUCGCCCGCGACUAUUUCCCAGGCUUGCUAGAAAGUCAAGCCCAACAGGAAUACUUGGAGGCCUUGGACUCGAACAACAACGACUGGAUCCGAGAUGCUGGCCGCAAACUACACCAAGCCAUGACUCCUGGUCCUCGAGGAAGAAGAGGCACUUCUCUAGCCCCUUCAGCAACUCCGCGUGGGUGGCAGGGAGCUACCCCUAUGAGGACUCCCUCAGUCGCCCCUUCGGUCGCAUCCAGUAACGCCGAAGUCUCCAAGCCGCCAGUAGACACUUCGCUUUCACUAGGCGCAUUCCAAGCCAAAUACACAUCAGAAGACAACGAAUCUUUCAACUCGCUUCUCGAUCGCCAGAACCAGAAACGUGCUGAAAAGUAUGCUUUCCUUUACCACGGCAAUAAGCUACCGUCAAAACAACAAUUGGCUCAGCAAAAACUUCUGUCAAAUGCGCCACAAUCAACAGCCCUCGUAGCUCGCCCCUCACAAAACNUCGACGAUCGCUCCGCUUCUUUCGACUCCUUUCCUAGCCGCCAAGGUCCGCGGAACACCUUGAUGUUUGCGCCUGAUGGAAUAGAAGACACGCAUGAAACACAGUUUGACCGCGCGCAAGCUGCCUCGGUCGCUCCUCCCAAGUCCGUCUCCUACGCCUCCACACGCAUGCCGGUAGCUCUCUCCGAUGAAUCGUCUGUACCACCUUCACCUUCAAUGUCUGCGAUCGACGCCGCAAUUGCUGGACGACCACGUCCUUCUUCAACAGAUGCAGGCUAUUCAGGCGCCGAAACUCCCCGGGUCAAGGGUUACGCUUUUGUCGACGCUGAACCACUACCUCACGAAAUCAAUCCUCCGAAGGGCGUGCCUGUUUCGGAUGCGGAAGCCGAUGCUGAAGAACGUGCAUCUGCCAUGGCCCUGCUUCCUGCAGCUGAUCCCGAGGCCGCCAGCAACNCCUUCAAAUUACAAGCUCAAAGCAAGAGAGAGGAAAUACAUCAUCGACUUGUCGAAAAGUCCAAUGCGCAGAGAAGAAAGCCUACAGCCGGAGGCAGAUUGAGUGCCUUGAAAGGGGAAGAUGGGCGUACGCCAACGCCUAGGUUCACCAGCAGUCCUGCAAUGGGUCGUCAGACACCUGGGGCAAAUAUGACACCAGCUGCACGUCUGCUGGCUUCGAGGAUAGGAGGUCGAACGCCCGGACGGGCUGACACACUCUUUGGGAGCCAACAAACUGGCGAUAAGUCCAGUCGAGUGUGGACACCAACUCCACGGGUCAAGAAGACGACAAAAUGA